Dipodomys ordii (Ord's kangaroo rat) is the source of this 4018-nucleotide messenger RNA. It is a transcript of the gene Sgo2, whose product is annotated as shugoshin-like 2 (S. pombe). The transcript has 9 exons. Gene Ontology annotation, cellular component: chromosome, centromeric region. The record is from RefSeq and is a predicted model, not a curated record. NCBI's taxonomy places the organism in Eukaryota, Metazoa, Chordata, Mammalia, Rodentia, Heteromyidae. Bases 69 to 3752 code for a protein of 1227 amino acids.
CCGGGCCGCGGCGGCUGCGCGCGCCACUCCCGACGGCGGGCGGCGGUGCCCUUCGCUCACAGAGCCUGAUGGAGUAUCCAAGGAUGGAAGCUAACUCAGUUACUUCAGUAAUUAAGAGACGUGUAAGAGACAAAAGAACUUCAAAAAUGAAGUUGAAUGUUUCUCUUGCUUCAAAAAUCAAAACAAAAAUAUUAAACAAUUCAUCUAUUUUCAAAAUCUCUCUAAAACACAACAAUAGAGCAUUAGCUCAAGCUCUUAGUAAAGAAAAAGAGACUUCUAGAAGAAUUACAACUGAAAAGAUGCUACUGCAAAAAGAAGUGGAGAAACUGAAUUUUGAAAAUACCUUUCUUCGCCUAAAGCUAAAUAACUUGAAUAAGAAGCUUAUAGAAAUAGAAUCACUCAUGAACAAUAACUUAAUAACUGCAAUUGAAAUGAGCAGUCUUUCUGAGUUUCAUCAAAGUUCUUUUUUACUGCCAGCUAGCCAGAAGAAACAGAUGAGUAAACAAUGCAAGUUGAUGCGCCUUCCCUUUGCAAGGGUCCCACUAACUUCAGAUGAUGAUAAUGAUGACGAUGACAUUGAUAAUGGUAAAGAGAAAACGCAGCAUGACAAUAUUGUACCAAAAACAUCACCCAAUAUUUCAUCUUCACUAUCAACAAGACAAUCAAUAUCAACUCAUUGUAAUUUGGAGAUGUUAUUUCUUAAAGAAGAUAAUCAGAACAUGUAUAAUUUAGGUGAUUCAGAACACAUUUCUUCCACUGACAGUGCACUUCCAAUAGAAAGUCAUUACCACUCAGACCAAACUUCUAAGAAUUCCUUAGUGAAUGAGAUAAGAAGUGACUCAUCUAUCAGCCACAGAAGGGAGAAUCCAUCUCUUAACAAUGUGACUGAAAGGAAGAAGCAUCAGUCUUCUUGGGAGUCAAAAGAUCCUAUUAUAGACAUCUCCAGUGCUACAGAAUUAGAUCACCAGCAGAUUUCAAAUUCAGGAGCAAACUGGAAUAAUGAGAUAGAUGACUGUACUAAUGAAAAAAAUAUUAAAAUGCAAAGAAAUAUGUUAUCUUCUGAGUCUGCCAGUGAAUCUAACGUAAAGGACAUGAAUCAAGUUCAGAGUAAUGAUGACUUUCAUUUGAAAAAAACAGUGCAUGAAAAUGCUGACAUAGAUUUACCAGCUAGUGAAGUAAGCAAAAUUGUAGUUUCAAGAGGCAGUAAAAAUAAAAGAAUUAAAAAAACAAGUUGUAGAGUGGAAACUUUCAGGAAAGUAAGAAUCCCAAGCUCUGAAGAAAAGAGAGAAAGAUCAAAGAAAAAAUGUAAAAGCAGUUCAGAUGUGGAUAUUGAAGAAAAGAUUGAAAAUAGACCAGAAGGACAAUCUAUUCCGAAUGGCAAAAACGAUGCAGAAGAUCCAAAUCUUGUUUUUGACACUGAAAAGCCAAUUGAGGUAAACAUACUAAAGAAAAUAACUCUACGGAAUGAUUUUGAUCAAGGUGACAGACAAAAUACACACUAUAACACAAUGAAGAAAAGAAUUCAUGAAACAGAUGAACAAGAGGAAGCAUAUUCUUUCUCCCAGAGUUUAGACAUAGUCCUGCAAGAGAAUAAAUUUGAUAUGGGUCAGAACUCCAUAACUUAUGAUGAAAGUAAAGCUUCUAGACAGACAUUUGUGAUUCAGAGGUUGGAAAAAGAUAACUUAGACACCACUCUUCAAAACCCAGAUGGUGCAAGUGAAUUUCAAAUGGCUCAUCUUUCCUUCAAAGAUUAUGGAACAGUAUAUGACUAUGAAACUCAGAAUACUCUUGGUUUCAAAAAGUAUGUCACUGAUACACAGCCUGCUAAGCAAAAUGAGUCAGAAGUAAAUACACUCAGGCAGAAAGUAAAUCGGAGUACAGAAAUAAUCUCUGAAGUGAGCCAAGUAUCUGACGAAGACAAAAGCAACAAUUUUCCCCAAACCCAAGUGAAUAAAGAGACUAUAUCUCAAAGCCCAAAAAAUUCAAAACAGUUUCAAAUACCUACUCUUUUCACAAGAGAUAAUGGGAAUUUACAUAGCGAUGAGAUACAGAAUGUGUUUGGUUUGCAAAAGCAGAUCACUGAUGUGUACCCUAUUCCACAAAACAAAUCAAAAGUUAAGCAGCUUAGACAGAAAGUAAAUCGGAAGACAAAAAUAAUUUCUGAAAUGAAUUAUUUUGAUAGUGAAAAAAGUCUAUCUUGCUCAGAAAAGGAUAAUUCUCUCUUUAUACAAAAGGAUAACGAAAUCAUUCUUGGAAACCUAAAAGACUCUAGGGAGUUUCAAACUCCUGGUCUUUGUACCAGUGAUUAUGACACUCAAAGUAUUUUGGAAAUGAAAACACAUGUUUAUGAUAAACAACCUGCUUAUCAAAAUGAUUCAAAAAUAGAUAAGAAGUUUAGACAAAAGGCAUAUCGAAAGACAGAAGUAAUUUCUGAAGUCAAACAGACAUAUGAGCCUGAUAACAAAGGUGGACAUGACCUAGAAAAAGAUCACAUAGUUUCUUUAACCCAGAAAGAUACAGAUACUAUUUCAGAAAAUCUAGAAAUUGCAAAUGAAUUUCAAAUAGUUGACCUUCCCACUCAAGAGAGUAGAAAUUUUUGUGAUCAUGAGACACAGAGUAUAUUGGAUUUGGAAAAACAUGUUACUAAUAAACAAGUUGCUCAGCAAGAUGAAUUAAAAGUAAAUAAGAAAGUUAGACUGAAAGUAAAUCGGAGAACAAAAAUAAUUUCUAGAAUGGACCAAAUAUCUGAAGACAUGGAUGUUCAUAACCAAAAAACUGAUAUUAAUGAUUAUCUUAAAAACCAAUCUAAGCAAAACCGAGAAUGCCAAGACAUUACUAAUGAAUCCUAUAUGAAAGUCAAUAGUAAUGAGAAGGAAAGUUGUGAUCAAAUUCCAAAUCCUUACCAGGUACUUAAAAAACAUGGAAAAAAGUCAUCAGCCAAGGCAAAGAACAGUUUGGCAAGAGAAAAGAGCAAAUCUAUUUUGCUGUUAACAGAUUCUUCACAGGCACCUGUGUCCUUAGAAUCUGAUUUAAAACAUAUCACUAAGGAAGCAGAUUCUGAGCCUGGAAACCAGAUUGAACUACUUAAGAAUCAAAAGCAAAGCACUGUAACUCAGAAUACAGAAAGAGAUAUUCCAUUCAUGGGAGUGGAGGAAGCAAAGUACUCAGUCAAUAAAGUAAACAAAAGGACAUCCAAAUCAAAGAAAAGGAAGACUUUCCUAAAACCUCCAGAUAGUCAGGAAGUGAUGAAGAUAAUUCCUGACACUGACCACAGACAGCCAGUUCACUCUGCUCAGGCCAAUAAGGAAAAUUAUUUGGAGAAUGAGAAAAUUGUCCAAAUGAAGUCAGACUUUUGCACAAAGGAGUUAAAACCAUCUUUAUCUGAGAAAUACUCAUCUUAUAUACAGAAUUCUUCCUUUAACAGUGCUCAAGAUUGUUCAAUACCCUUGAGUAUUUCUUCUACAAAUUUAAUACAAGAAAACUGUGUUUUGGAGAGCUUACCCAUCUUUCCAGUAGGUGAUAUGCAUGAGAAGAUAAAAGCAGUGAAAUUUAAAGUUAACCAGAGAACAAAACAUUCAGAAAUAGGUAAAAAUAAAUUGCAGGACUUGACAAAUACCUGUUUUAUUUCAAAUAACACUGCACAAUUGGAAAAUGAGUUUAAAGAUCUAUCUUCAGACUUGCCAAACAGAAAAAGAAGGUGUAUAUCUCUCAAUUUAAAAGAGCCAGACCUCAGAAGGAAGAUAAGAAGAUGAGGAAAACCUAUGGAUUCUAGUUUUUCUGAGUUCUCAGAAGCAUAGUGAAAUCAGAACAGAAAUACAGCUAGGAUCAAGAUCGACAGACACUUGAGAAAAAAUGUGUUUCAUUCUUUUUUGGCAUUUCAUGUAUGUUUGUUUAUCCUAUAUUAUCCCUAUAUUUACAUAUAUGUACAUAACUACUUUUGUAGUAUUUGAAAUAAUUUUGGUCACUACGUAAUAUUUUCUUCUUCGUUUAAGUUUAUACAUAACAUUCUUGAACCAAA